AUGUCCUCGAACGCCAACGAGACGAGCCGCGACACGCCCGACUGCCAGCCUGACCUCCCCUCGCCUCGUCUUCCUCCCGAGAUCCUCGACCGCAUACUCGACCACAUCGACGGCAAGACUUGGUCAUUCUACUCGAGUCCGACUCGCAUCGACUACGGACGCAGCAUCAGCCUCGUCUGCCGCGCCUGGCGUGAACGUGGAACCGCCUGGGUUUGGUCUCGCGUCGACCUCGACUUGACGACCCGCGACGAGACGCUUCAGCACAUGCUCAAAUACCCGCGCACGGCCAAAUGGCUUGAGAUGCUCUACACGAAGGGGCCGAAACUCUACGAGGAUGUGAAGGACAAGUUCGACUCGGAAGAGUGGUACAAGGAGGUCAUUGUGCAGAACUGCUGCGACCUGGGCCGCCUCUUCGCACAUUGCGAACACUUGCGCGAGCUGCACAUCUUCUCGGGUCACGGAAUCCUACUCGAGACUCUCUUUCCGCUUCGGUCGGUCGCAAAGCACUCGACCAUCAAGAUCGUGACCUUCGAAGCGUACUCGUACACAGACGGUGACGCCUUCAUGCGCAUGAUGCAUGCAGUCCCCGGUGUCGAACACCUCAACGUUCCGUUUGGCCUGCUCACUCUAGACGGCUCCGCGCUGACUGCAGAGAAUGCGCUCGUCCGUCGACUUCCGCCGAUGAGCUUCCGCGAUCUUUACCUCGAUUGGUCGGCAGCGUCUCUCGACAGCAGCCUCAUCAGUGAAACCAUCUUCCAGAACGUCUUGUACGCCAUCAACCCUGCGACUCUGGGUCAGAUCAGCUUGUCGCCCAUCGAACAAACGACUCUCGCGCUGUUGCAAAGUCUUACACCCACCUUCACGACCCUCAACUACCUUUGUCUUCAUCUCGACGGCCACGACCUCCUGUACGGGUCGCUUGGCGCGAUCACGGCGGCCAUAAGUGGGUUGCCGAAGCUCAAACACCUUCUGCUGCGGACCUGCGGCAUCCUGACGCCGGCGCUCGUCAAUCCUGCCCCGACACAAGUAUUGUCCACCUUCUUCGAGUCGCUCCCGCAUCAGCUCGAAACCCUCGAGCUGCAGGCUGUGUUUCCGCCUAUCGCCGAAGACUUGCAUCUUGUCCCCGACUUGAUCCUCGACUUCAUCAAUUCGCGUGCCAAAGCUCCCAUCAUCUCCAUCGACUACCGACUGAGACGCGCCGACAAGUCCUCCCCCUCGGACUCGGCACAAGGCGAGGACUCGGCGUCUGAGCAGACCAGCUUUGUCGACCUCCUCAACAAGGUCAUGAGGGGAGAAGGAACGGCCGACGAGACUGCAGCUCUGGCUGUCGGGGUCGAGGAAGACGGAUCAGAGGGGGAUAACGAGGUGGACCAGCCUAUCGAGAAUGCCGCUAAGACAGUCGACGAAUCGCCCGAGAUACUAGCCGGCGAAGUCAGCCCAGACGCUCGCCCGACGUCAAGCAGCCUAGAGGUUGAGCCAGACCAGGAUUCGAUUCCAGGACCACUCCGCACUGCGAUUCAAGACCUUCGUGCGCGCAGUCACGACGAACGCAUCACCCGCCACGGUUCUACCGUCACUCGUCGCAACCCCAAGACUGGCGAGGCGCUCUUACAUGGCUGGCAGAUCGACAGCGAGGUCUGGAAGGAGACGCCGAACGAGUAG
Messenger RNA from Rhodotorula toruloides NP11, 1662 nucleotides. RefSeq lists its product as uncharacterized. The coding region runs from base 1 to 1662 and encodes 553 amino acids. Lineage: Eukaryota; Fungi; Basidiomycota; Microbotryomycetes; Sporidiobolales; Sporidiobolaceae. The transcript has 3 exons. The record is from RefSeq and is a predicted model, not a curated record.